This is a messenger RNA of Rhea pennata, 4294 nucleotides long. RefSeq names its product protein inhibitor of activated STAT 3 (gene PIAS3). The record is from RefSeq and is a predicted model, not a curated record. The transcript is spliced from 14 exons. Gene Ontology annotation, molecular function: zinc ion binding; transcription coregulator activity; SUMO ligase activity. The coding region runs from base 405 to 2321 and encodes 638 amino acids. Gene Ontology annotation, cellular component: chromatin. Gene Ontology annotation, biological process: protein sumoylation; regulation of transcription by RNA polymerase II. Lineage: Eukaryota; Metazoa; Chordata; Aves; Rheiformes; Rheidae.
CUGAAAUAUAUACAAACAUAGAUGGAUAAGUAGAUAUAUGUGUGCUUUCAGAGUAUUGUCAGUCAUCCCAUGGAAAUACCUGUGUAAAUGAGUAAUUUUAAAGCCAUAUUAAGAAUCCAGGGGAAUGAUGGUUUUGUGGCUGUGAGAUUUGAGCUGAGUUUCUGGGUCUGCUACUAACUUGCCUUUAGUGACUGUGGAGAGGUGUCUGUGACCCUUUUUAUUCUUCCUCAUGUGAAAUAGGAAUAAUUCUUUAUCUUCUACUCUUUAUGCAUCCUUUCAAAGUAACCCUGUUGGACUUGUUGGACAUGUCAUGAGAAUUAGCAAGCUGCUGUUGGAGAGACUCUCGUUGAAGAAGCAGGUUGAUAAAUAAUGCCAGCAUAGGUGCAGAAGUGAUACCUAAUCACAUGGUUAUGAGCUUUAGGGUAUCAGAAUUACAAGUUCUCUUGGGCUUUGCUGGAAGGAACAAAAGUGGAAGGAAGCACGAACUGCUCACAAAGGCAUUACAGCUGCUUAAAUCUGGCUGCAGCCCGGCUGUUCAGAUGAAAAUUAAAGAACUUUACCGACGGAGGUUCCCGAGGAAGAUCUUAACCCCUUCAGACUUGUCAAUGCUCCACAUUCAGGCAGGGCAGCUGCCCUCUGCCACCGCACUGACUCAGGGCACGGUGUGUCAUUUGCCCUACGAGCACAGCUCAGCGGCAACCACGGUGCCGGCAGCUAUGCUGCCUCCGGUGCCUAUGCUGGGACCCAAACACGAGCCAGACGUUCAGCACUUAUCGCCAGCCAUCCACCCAGUCCACCCGGAUGUCAAGAUGAAGAGGCUGCCCUUCUACGACGUUUACGAUGAGCUGAUAAAACCUACCACGUUAGCAUCAACAAAUAGUCAACGGUUUGAAGAAGCUCACUUCACCUUUGCUCUAACCCCUCAGCAAGUUCAGCAGAUCCUCACCUCCCGAGAUAUCUUACCAGGUGCCAAAUGUGAUUACACUAUACAGGUACAAUUAAGGUUCUGCUUGUGUGAAACCAGCUGUCCCCAAGAAGAUUACUUCCCUCCUAAUUUAUUUGUCAAGGUCAAUGGAAAACUCUGUCCCCUGCCUGGUUAUCUCCCACCCACAAAAAAUGGUGCAGAGCCAAAACGACCGAGCCGUCCUGUCAAUAUCACUCCGUUGGCACGACUUUCAGCGACUGUCCCGAACACGAUUGUAGUGAAUUGGUCGUCAGAGUUCGGCAGGAACUACUCUCUGUCAGUUUACCUGGUGAAGCAGCUCACUUCAGUAACGCUGCUACAGAAGCUAAGAGCCAAGGGCAUCCGAAAUCCAGACCAUUCGCGAGCCCUGAUCAAAGAAAAACUGACAGCUGAUCCUGACAGUGAGAUAGCUACAACAAGCUUACGAGUUUCCCUCAUGUGUCCGCUGGGUAAGAUGAGGCUGAUUGUGCCCUGUCGAGCCAUUACGUGCACCCACCUCCAGUGCUUCGAUGCAGCUCUCUAUCUUCAAAUGAAUGAAAAGAAACCCACGUGGACUUGUCCUGUGUGUGAUAAGAAAGCCCCCUAUGACAACCUGAUAAUUGAUGGGUUGUUCAUGGAAAUCUUAAACUCCUGCACAGACUGUGAUGAGAUACAGUUCAUGGAAGAUGGCUCCUGGUGCCCCAUGAAGCCGAAGAAGGAGAACCAGGAGGUGUGCCAGACAUCUGCGUUCAGUGGGAUCGAGGCCAGCUCCCUUUACACUGUGAGCUCUGAGGGCAAGACCUCCUCUGAGGGCAAAAAGAAAGUGGAGGUUAUUGAUCUCACUCUGGACAGCUCAUCGGAUGAGGAGGAGCCGCCUGCCAAGAAGCAGUGCCCGAUCUCCAGCAUGGCUCUUCCGGCAGCGGCCGGGCCCAAGGGAGUGUUAAGUAUUGAUCACCAGCCAUCUUCUGUGCUUCGAAGUCCUCCCAUGGCAGCUCUUGGCAGUGACUAUCUCUCCAACCUCCCCAUUCCUGAUUACCAUCCUUCAUACCAGGUGCCAUCAGAGCUUCAAGGUCUGGAUUUGUUUUCCUUCCUUCAAAGUGAAAACCAGCAUUACAGCCCCUCCGUGAUCACCUCCCUGGAUGAGCAGGAUACGCUCAGCCAUUUCUUGCAGUACAGAGGCACGUCUAGCCACUUCAUGAGCAUGAACCCCCUGGCCCCAGUGAUGGCAGGAUCUCACAGCGCCGUCAGCCCGGCCAGCAGCCGCAUCAGCAGCAUCGUCUCCACCAGCGUGCUGCGAGAGAGCCACGGACACAACGGGACCAUAAGUAGCAACGCAGCGCUCCCGGGCUGCAGGCCAGACAUCAUUUCACUGGACUAACUUCAUGCCCAGCCCAUGCUGGUGGCUGUUAAUCCCUCUGCCAGGGAGGGGAGGCAAGGGCAGGUUUCCAGUAGCUGCUUUAGGACUGGUUUCCCUGUCUGGGACUGGAAGGACCUGACUGUUAACCAUUCAGUUGUCUCUCCUCUCUUGGUUGAUGCAGUUUCCCCAAGCAGCUAGUGCCCCUAGGCCUUGUGCUUGUGGUUUCCAGUCUACCUGUGUUGGGAAGGAUGUGUCCUGCAGCUGUAUCUGCACAGAUGCACUCCUUGACACGCUGCGAUGGGGGGUGAGGGGUGCCUAUUUCUGAGGGUUAACCAAACCCCCUGACUUUCAAGAAGUAUUUUAAAACCAUUUAUACAAUGUAGGAUUCUGCUACAGGUAUCAAAGUGCUGAUGAUGGUCGUUCAGCUGCCCACUCUGCCAUUGGAGAAGUGCCUGCUGGCCAGAAGUAGGGCAGUGUGUCCUGCUCUUUUCCCUGCCCAAACUGCCCCAAAUCCCAAGGAUCUUGUGGCUGUUCCUGCCUCGAUGGUUGUCUUCGCUCCCCGGCCUUCCCUGGGAGGAAAGGGAGCUCCUGCCUGGUGCUGGGGCAGCAAAGCACUGGGAAGGGGGCAGGCAGACCGUGCUGAUGCUCUUGGUGUGCUGCGCCGCGGUGCCAACCCGUCCGGCGCUGCACGAACCGACCAUCUGCGAAAGGGAUGCUGCGACUGAGCCCUGCUCCGAGGAGCCUCCAUCUCGAGCACGCGGGCAGACGUUUGCCGGCCGAAGCCCUGACCGCAGCGGUGGCGGCUAGGAGAUGCCACGAUGGUAUUCCCGGCGGACAAGCUCCUGUGGGGAGCCCAGGCUGACGGAGCAGCUGCCUUGGCUUAAAAUCCAGCUCUAAUCCUAGAGGCGGAGGCCCAAAAGGGACCAUGGAUCUAGUCCAAGCCCUGCCCGAAGCAGGAUCUUCUCUACCAGUGUCCUGACGGGCACUUGUCUCGCCCGUCCUUAGACGGGGAAGGUACAACCUUCCCGCAAAACUGCUUCCCAAGCCCUGACUGCAAAUUACUUGUUAUUUUUUAAUGGAACAAGGUGAGGGGGAGAGAGCAGACUGAGCGGAGCUGUGUGCCAGGAGAUGUGCCGAAUGCUCGCUGGGUGAGCGACCCGCGAAGGAAACUCCCCCGGCCCCGAAGGAUCAGCCGCGGCUGCGGCUUCGCCUUCGGGCUCCCGCCGUGACCUGCCGCUUUGCGGAUUUGGGGAGGGUCCGUAACCGAGACGGAGCUGCGCGGGGCUCUGGGCAGGAGGAGACUUUGCAGGCUCCCCGGCCACGCUGUUGCCUUCUGCCCAUCCCUCUCUCGUGACGCUGGGCUCGGUGCUGUCUCAAUUGUAAUUAUGAUGUAUUUAAAAAAAAAUGUAGAUUUCUUUUCCUCCUUUUAAAUUUUUUUCCAAUACAGAACUGUACAGAGAACAGAUAGAUUAUCUAUAUUUUCAGUUGCAGCUUUUUGUACAUAUAAAACUCCAAAGACUUCCCUGUUUCUAUACCUAUGUGAGGACUAAAUGAAGGUUGCGUUGUCUCCACCGGGGACAACGCUUCGCCCAUUGCACAAAUUAUUUAUGUAUUUAAAUGUACACUUUAGUUUGUAACCUUUCCAGCAUUGUACCUGCUGCUUUGCGAGUGUCCUGCCUAAACGGGGCUGGCUAGGCUAUGCCGGAUCCCUGCUGCCACGCGCGCCUCCCGAUUCCUGCUGCACGAGGCACCUGGGUGUUGGGGCUGCAAGGCCAGGCCAGACCGGGGAGAGGUAUCACAUGUAGCAAUUUUUAGCACCUUUUUUUUUUCCUUUUUUUUAACCGCUCCAUUACUGAGCGUUAAAGCAAAGCGCCUUUCCGUGCCUCACGGGACGGAUGCAGAAGCAGCGCGCAAUAUUUCCGCUUGGACAGUUCCCUAUUUCUUGUAUUGUAACCGCAGUAAAUAUUUUGAUGCAAUAAAGUCGUAAAUCCUGA